AUGAAUAACAAUUCGAUGAAAAUCGGAAAUCCCAAGCCUUUGCCAGCUGUGGGAUCCAUGGGCUCGGAUUACCUUAGCCAAACAGCGUACAUGCAUAGUAUAAGGAAAUCUGCUACGGCACGCAAGGAGAGAAAGUAUUAUGAGAGCUUGGCGCAUCUGCGUAAGACCGAUGGAAUGGCAGGACCCUUGCGGAUAAUGAUGGAUCGCUAUAGCGUACGUCAAGCUGGACGCCUUGCCUUCCUGAAUACGAACCAAUUUUCGGACGAAGUAUUGACUGGACGCAUUUAUGAAGUCGCAAUCGAGGACGUUUACAAUAUACCACAUCACAGUGAGAGACAGCAUGAACCUCAUAGCGUUAUGGAAAUGAUCAUGGGUAUUCAUAUAUAA
Messenger RNA from Drosophila busckii, 387 nucleotides. RefSeq lists its product as uncharacterized. Lineage: Eukaryota; Metazoa; Arthropoda; Insecta; Diptera; Drosophilidae. Gene Ontology annotation, biological process: proteasome assembly. Bases 1 to 387 code for a protein of 128 amino acids. The transcript has a single exon. Gene Ontology annotation, cellular component: cytoplasm; nucleus. The record is from RefSeq and is a predicted model, not a curated record.